CUCAUGCCCGACAAAGGCUGGCGAAAGAAGAUAGCAGCCGGAAGACCUAAAACACCUAUCCCGCCAGUCGCAACCAUUCCGCCAAAGGUUCCAACUGAGGAUUCAGGUGUAGGCGGAGCUGAGGAACCUAUAGGGCGCCGCCGUCAAUCUGACAAGCUAGGUUGGAGGAAGACAAUUCACGGCAGUCGACCUAACACUCCAGUUGGUAUCACAGGCCCAACAACCGCGGGUGACGAUGGCGAAGACUCACGGAGCGAGCAUGGGUCAGAGUCGUCCACACCACGCCGGCGGAGUACACCUAAGCCGAAGUUGAAACAUUAUCUUUCAAGCUAUCUCACGCUCACCGCUCCACCAACAUCACCGGAGUUCUCUGAGCCAUGGCAUGAAGAUUCGCCGUUUGAUUUCAUACCUCCGGUGGAUCCAAUAAUAGUGCUGCAAUCUGUACACUCCUAUCUCUGCGGAUUUCCUUCACAGCCUCUCCCUGUGCAACACAACAAUGGCCUUCUCCGAGUAUUUGAAGAUUACAAAAAGGCAAGAGAGCAAAAGGAACGCUUGGACCAGCUCUUGCAAGAGACAUUUGAGGAUUAUAGGAGCGCAGAAGAAAGGUGGUUGAAAGUAGAGGAUUGCUACCAAGCGGAGAUUCGACGCCUUGAACUGAUUAUUGCACGUGGUACCACUGGGAUGGCGGGUCUGAUCAAAGCGAGACAGGAAAGCGUUGUGAAGAGAAAACGUACGCAGAGAAGGGCACAGUCCAUGGAUCGGCUCGAAACAGCGUUUGAAUUUUUGACCCAAGAUCAACUGGACCAAGAAAUUAUAUUGAGAAGCCAGAAAGUGCUCCUCCAUCGUCCCUCUUCCCGUUCCGGCCAGAUGGCUGCUCUGUCAAGGCAAUUCUCGAACAUGGGCUCUUACGAUGGGCUGUCGUAUGGGACGCCUCCAAGUCAAGAGCGGAAAAUCACACUCUCAAGGAAAGUUAAGAGCGAGCUGGAUCUAACUAAAAUGGCAAAUGUUAUUAGUACUUCCGAUUCAACCUCCAGGUCCGUCUGUUCCGAAUUCUCGGCAACCGGAGAUCCGUUGCCAGAUGAGGCGGAACCAUCCUUGGAUACCAGGAUCGAAAGUGAUGCCUUCGUAGCUUUGCGGGAUCUCGCCAUACUAGUGGCGCGACGAAGGGGUAUCAACCCAGACAGGUUUCUUUCUAAACUCUUGAAACUCUUCUCCACUGUCGAUGAUGGCGAUGUCGAAAGUGGUCCCGGAUCGCCUAAGGAAGAAGCCACCCAAUUGACCUUAGCUAGAAUGCAAGACACGAGCAUCCGGACACCGAAUCGUAGUCUCCGACACUUCCGAUCCCAACCCCAGCUUAGUUCUGACCGAAGUCGACGACGGCAUUUCUCCUUCGAACCAGGGGACGAUGAGCUUGCGCUGCUCGAGGAAAGACUCGAAACUGUCGAAAUGGAGCAGGACAAGUCACAUAAUCGACCGCCUCUGUGCCCUGACCGUCGCUCUCCACUGUCGGACGUCCAAUCGCAAGGCUCCUCCAGUAGACCAACCUCACUCUACGCUGAAGUGCAGAAACCUUCAAAGAUACCCAGUCCUAUAAACGGAGCGGGGUUAGGAAGUGUGCGCCGUGAGAGUUCGGUUUCUAGUUUGCAGACAGUGUUCGGUAGGCCAAAUCGGGAUGACGACCGGCGACGAGAUUCCAGGUCUAGUGUUCUUACGGCAUUCCACCAACAUGACAACGGCAGCCAGCGACCUCAGUCAACAAGCAGAAGCAGCUCCAUCAAUAAUCUGCGGCAAGCAGAAAGUCCGUUCUCGUCUGGCAGUCUCCGAGUUCGAAAUAGUAUGGCUGCUCUUGCCGCAGCUAGGGCAGCUGAGGCUAGUACAUCAGAAUCGAAGAGUAACAGCCCGGCGAGGAACUCAAGGAGAGGAUCAAGUAAUAGCUCCACAAAGCCACAAAGGCGUCUCACCGCUGCAAAAAGGAGUUCCGAGAACGAUAUCCCCCAGAAGUCUUCAUAAAUUUAUGCUCGAGCGCGUCUAAUUUAUCGGGCGCUCGACCUUGUCACCCCCAAACAUCAUAUAUUCAAUCGUUGACCGAUCGAAGGAAGAGCUAAAGCCGGUGAGUGCUUGAGCGCGGUAACGUUGGCACAGUCCCUCAUGUAGCCAUGGAACCUUCCCCUCGAGCUGUUAUAAUCUGUUCUCAUCGAAUUUGUUUUCUCCGAGCACACACUUCUCGACAUGGUGCAUUCUGCAUUGUUAUUGCAAGGAUUGCUGCACUGUGCCGAGCUCAACGAACUGUGGUGAACUGAAUGCCAAGAGGGGUUCCGCAAGUCUCAUUUCAUUGCCCGUACUGUGAAGGGUGACCCUGCAAUUGCGGUAAGGUUCAAAAUGAAAAUUCAAAUUCAAAACGCGGUCGCAUCUGACAUCAGCGGCCGAUGCCG
Molecule: messenger RNA, 2432 nt
Organism: Lindgomyces ingoldianus
Lineage: Eukaryota; Fungi; Ascomycota; Dothideomycetes; Pleosporales; Lindgomycetaceae
Exons: 2
Coding region: 4-2010 (668 amino acids)
Source: RefSeq, a predicted model, not a curated record